Messenger RNA from Pyricularia pennisetigena, 687 nucleotides. RefSeq lists its product as uncharacterized. Lineage: Eukaryota; Fungi; Ascomycota; Sordariomycetes; Magnaporthales; Pyriculariaceae. The transcript has a single exon. The record is from RefSeq and is a predicted model, not a curated record. Gene Ontology annotation, cellular component: nucleus. The coding region runs from base 1 to 687 and encodes 228 amino acids.
AUGUCACACUGCCACGACGAGCACGGUGGCGACGACCACCAUCACCACCACGGAGAGGACGGCCACGACCACAGCGACGACCUGACUCCGGCGCUACAAAACUCGCUGUACACGCGCAUCGAGUUCGACAAGAUCGUGACGCUGAACGAGGCCGCGCACGACUCGGGCGCGGCCGUGGUGAAGAAGACGUGGGCGGAGCGGCUGACGCCGACGCCGGAGCUGGCCAGCGACGCGGACGAGCAGCUGCUCAUGCACGUGCCGUUCACGGGCCAGGUCAAGCUGCACUCGAUCCUGGUGCGGACGUCGGACAGCGCGGCGGCGCCGCGCACGCUGCGCGUCUUUGCCAACCGGCCCGAGAGCUUCGACUUCUCGGCCGCCGAGGCCGAGGCCCCGCUGCAGGAGUUGGAGCUCAGCCGCACCUCGGCCGUGCAGGAGCUCAACGUCAAGCGCGCCCGCUUCGGCGGCGUCGCGAGGCUGUCGCUCUUCUUCGUCGACAACUUUGGCGACGGCCAAGAGGACGUCACCAGGCUGUCGUACCUCGGCUUCAGGGGCGAGUGGAUGCCCCUCGGCAGGGCCCCCGCUAAUAUCCUCUACGAGGCGGCGGCGAAUCCGAGCGAUCAUGCCCUCAAGGGGACCAGUGUCAACAUGAUGGGGAGUGGGAUUGGCGGUAGGGGACCUGGCGUGUGA